UGAACUUUUUGUUGGGCAUUGAAAAAGUAUCCUUGACUUCUCCGUAAACUUUCACGUGAGUUAAUUGUAAUCUUACUCACUACAUGCCAAAGUGAUUUAUCUAGGAAUACAGUUGGACUUCACUGAAAACUGAUGCUUUCUAGAUGCCUAACUUCUGAAGCUACGAAAGUUGAAAGGCUGUUCAUCUCUAUCACGUACUGACAGCAUGCCUCCACUGAAAACUCAUCCCCACCUGAGACUGAUUGCUUCCACAGGCAGAAUUAAAGACAAGUGGCUAUUUCUGUGAUCGAUUCCAGAAUUUGCAAACCAUCUGUGUAACUUCCUCUCUUACCAAUGUUUCUUUGUGCGAGUUCUUAAAAACAAAGCUCAACGGAAAAUACUUCGCUACAAGCACAUUUAACAUGUAAGAUCUGAGCUAUUACGUCGUGGACACUUUCAAUUCACUUCCUAAAGCUGGUGAUACUAAUAAUGGCGGAGCCAGUGAGUGAAACUGAACCAAAUAUAUUGUUCCACAAAGCUCUGACGACAGACGAUUAUAAAAGAGUAUAUGCAUUGCUGGCGGAUGGUGCUGAUGUCGACCACGGUUUUAGAUCAUCCUUCUUCUACAAAUGUCCUGUGCAUAUUUGCUGCGAGAAAGGUAACAUUGAAACGCUAAAGGUUCUGAUUCAUUGGAAGGCUGAUUUGGAGUGCCCUGACCAAUGGGGUCAAAGGCCGCUUCAUUACAGCGUUAUGAAACGUCAACAUAAGAUAUUGAAAUUACUUUUGGAGAAAGGUGUUGAGGUGAAUGCUGUGAACAAACAUGUGCGGUCUCCACUGCAUUACGCUGUUGAGUUGGGGGACCGGGUCAUGCUGGAGAUGUUACUCGAAAACGGAGCACGAGUAAACAUUCAGGAACAAAAUGGCCAGACUCCAGUGCACGUUGCUGCAAGUCGUAACAUAUACGAUUGGUCAUUGACGCGAAUGCUGGAGCAAGGGGAUGUCAUUGUUGAUCUGUGGGACCGGAACAAGAAAACAGCACUGCAGCAUGCAGUGCUCACUGGUAGCGUGAAUGGUGUGAAGGCCCUCCUGAUGGCAAAAGCAGACCCUGAUGUCUUUGACACCGAUUACAUGACACCAUUGCUGAAUGCCAUCAUCGGUUUCAAUCGAUCGGCAGUUGAAGAGAUUUAUUUGGAAAAAACUGAAUGUUUGAUCAAAUUUGGUGCAGACGUCAAUAAGGCGAAUCCUACAACCGGACGGACUCCACUUCAUGUUCUGGUCGGAACGAGACAGAACUGUGUACGUCUCGGUCAACUUCUGAUCACAUUUGGAGCUGAUAUCAAUCAAAAAGACGUGAAUGGCUGCACUCCCCUUAUUCUAGCUCUCCUUGCCGGGAACAAGCAAGCGGUACGCCUUCUCCUCCGUCAUAACUGUGACACGUCACCCGUCGGGACAGUUCAAGUCUUGAACAACGUGACACAUGUGAACGCUUUGGACAUUUGUAUAACACACCAACUCCUUGAUAUGUUGGAACUACUGUUCGAAGCAGGAGCAAAAUUGGACUGUACAAAAUAUUUUGAAAAAUUAUUCGGAGAUCUGACAUAUUUGACUGAUUUGCCUCCCCUGCUCGAUACUUUGAAAUUUCAUUUAACGAAUGUGUCACCUUUGAAGACAUUGUGUCGGACUAGUAUUCGAAGUUCAUGUGGGGUUCAACCAGAGGAUUGGAUCGGCAAGUUGGGUUUGCCGAAAUAUCUGAUGCGGUAUGUGCUGUUGGAAAAUGAAUUACUGGAAGAGUGAUUAUCUGUUAGUUUUAUCUAGUCAUGUGAGAGGAUAAUGUUUCAACACUUAAGUGAUUCCCUUUCUGUGUAGUAUGUGAUCAGUGUAUGUAUAGUUUCAAAAGGGAGGUUGAGGGCAGUGAUUUAUCAAGUGAAAUGUACAAAGAAUUCAUCCUCUUUCUACCGAGUCUUUUCCGUAUAUGUAUAAGGAUUUGUGAUAAGUUGCUGUUUUCAACCUCCCUAUUGUCUUCCUUUGUGGACUCGAUUAUGAAGAACUGAGGUUAUAUUUCGUGUUCUACUUGUCCAAGUCUGGGUUGUGUUAUGUUUUUAGAAACAACUCUGAAUUCUGAAUGGUAGUCAGAGUCGUGAUGGUGCUCUUUUGAAUCUGUUGAUAAUGCCAUGAAAAGGAGGCCGAUAUCUUUCUGGGUAUCAAUCCGUAAUUUGUUUCAAUUCUCUUUGUUUAUGA
Messenger RNA from Lineus longissimus, 2217 nucleotides. RefSeq names its product ankyrin-1-like. The transcript has 5 exons. The record is from RefSeq and is a predicted model, not a curated record. Gene Ontology annotation, biological process: intracellular signal transduction. Lineage: Eukaryota; Metazoa; Nemertea; Pilidiophora; Heteronemertea; Lineidae. Bases 469 to 1773 code for a protein of 434 amino acids. Gene Ontology annotation, molecular function: protein binding.